Messenger RNA from Colletotrichum paranaense, 393 nucleotides. RefSeq lists its product as uncharacterized. The coding region runs from base 1 to 393 and encodes 130 amino acids. NCBI's taxonomy places the organism in Eukaryota, Fungi, Ascomycota, Sordariomycetes, Glomerellales, Glomerellaceae. The record is from RefSeq and is a predicted model, not a curated record. The transcript is spliced from 2 exons.
AUGCAUUGGCUGGUGUCACAGAGCCUUUUCUUGGCACGAAUUCGUGCCAUAACCACAGACGGGAGUGACGAUGAUGUCAACUCUUUCUCGACAUGUGGCUAUAGUCCUAUAGCUGUGUUUGUCACAUUGCUUGCGGGGCUCCUUCUCGUCAUCAUUAUCAUCGGUAUGGGGCUGCGACGCUAUGAUGGCACAAUGCCAAUGGUGUCGACCAAUAGUCUGGCAAUAAGUGCUGCUUGUCACGUCCUGCAGGAAGAUCAGGAUGGCGGCUAUCUGCUACCUGUUCAGUGGGGAGUUCUCAGUAUGACUGGGGGCGUUGGGAAGUGUGCUUUCACUACAGCGGCGGUCAACACGGUCAAGCUCCCAGAGAACGGCCCAGAUCGAGUCUACAAGUGA